GUCCAAGUGGAGAGAGCCAAGUUUAUUAUGAGGACUUUAUGCUCUAGAGACCUCAGGCAAGGCUUCUCAUAGGAGGCUUUUUCAUAAAACUAAGCUCUGCUUGUAGUAAGGAGGCCAGUGCAGAACCAGGAGUGGAACUGAGCACAUCUCCCCAACACUGCAACUGUAUCCACCUUACCUCUCUCUCCCUCUCCUUUUUUCUCUGUUUUUCCCCUCUUUGGUGAGACCUCCAGAACCUUUUCAAUGUAUAAAAUGGAAUAUUCUUAUCUCAAUUCCUCUGCCUACGAGUCCUGUAUGGCUGGAAUGGACACUUCAAGCUUGGCUUCAGCUUAUGCUGAUUUCAGUUCCUGCAGCCAAGCCAGUGGCUUCCAGUAUAACCCAAUAAGGACCACUUUUGGGGCCACCUCUGGCUGUCCGUCCCUUACUCCAGGAUCCUGCAGCCUUGGAACGCUUAGAGACCACCAGAGCAGUCCAUAUGCAGCAGGUAAGGACCUUCAAGAGAAGAUCUCCCCAUCCCUAGCAGGAGAUGUCCCCUUGUAUAGUGGAAUCCUUGAUUGCAUUUGAAAAUGGAAAUGUGUUUAGUAUUUACCAAACGAAAUUUGCUUACACAAAUGAAAGAAUUUAUCACGUUAGGAGCGAUUGCAGGCGAGGUGUAAUUCAGUUACAUAGUUACACUAUCCUAGUCACACCCUGAACCGCCAACAAAAUUAUCUUAAGCUGCCAAAAUGAUAGGCAUAAUUUAUUUACUUUGCGAUGAGACGUAAAGCUUAGCAAAUAAUUAAAUAACCCCAGAGAAGGCUCAUCACAGUCACUGUCCUAAAACACAGGGGUCACACCACAAGCCCCCCUCUAACUGGCAAGCACUUCUCACUUGUCACCUCUCAUUUUUGGGGGGACAUUAAACGAGUUCAUCCAUUUAUUGAGAUAUUUAUUUAUCAAGAUUUGUGAUCUUUUUAUAACAUCAACUCAGUGAUCCAGUGAUUAGCAAAAUAAUACCUAGUGGUAAUAAUAAACAAUGUAUUAUUUUCCAGAUGUAUCUGACUUUGUGAAAUGAUUUGUAAACUUAUUGUGAAAAAUUACACUUUAUUUUUUUUGUAUUUUUUUUUUUUUUUUGCGUAGGUUUCUAUAGAUACAAAGCAAAUGUUUUUUCGUUGCUUUUCAGUAAUUCCAAUGGAAUUCGAAUUCUCUUUUCAGGAUAUGUUCCAUAUUUCAGAGAAUUUGUAUUUUUGAAUUGGUAGUAAAAGCAGACCGGGAUGGAUGGACAUCCGGAGUAUUAAUAUUAUUACACAUUGUGUUUCUUCCUCUCUCUCCCAGUUCCAUACAAGCUGUUCACUGACCAUGGGGGUCUGAAUGAGAAGAGGAAGCAGAGACGGAUCAGGACCACUUUUACCAGCGCUCAGCUGAAGGAGCUGGAGAGGGUGUUCGCCGAGACCCAUUACCCUGACAUUUACACCCGGGAAGAGCUGGCUCUGAAGAUAGACCUGACGGAGGCCAGAGUGCAGGUACUGUCUAUUGAUGGAGCACCUACCUACCUGGGGUGGUAGAAACAACAAGACAGCUAGUGGGAGUUUUACUGUCAUUUACUUAUUGUACUGAUACAUGGACAACAAAAUAAUAUUACAAUAAAUAAAUAUAUAUCUUUAUUUUGCAACAUUAAAAAUAGAUAAGAUGAUGAAGAUAGAUAGAUACAUAUAUAGAUAGAUAGACAGAUACAUAGAUAGAUACAUAGACUGAUGGAUAGAUAGAUAGAUGAUAGAUAGAUAGAUAGAUAGAUAGAUAGAUGGAUAGAUAGAUACAUAGAUAGAUACAUAGACUGAUGGAUAGAUAGAUAGCUAGAUAGAUGAUAGAUAGAUACAUAGAUAGAUAGAUAGAUAGAUAGACUGAUGGAUAGAUAGACUGAUGGAUAGAUAGACAGAUAGAUACAUAGAUACAUAGAUACAUAGAUAGACUGAUUGAUAGAUAGAUAGAUAGAUAGAUAGAUAGAUAGAUAGAUAUUGUUAGUUAUUGUUAAAUGAUGGAAUCCAUGUUCUAUCAUACAGUGAUGGACAGUCUUGGAAUUGCAGAUGUUAAGAAGCUCCAUAGGUUGCAGGCUGGCUGAGCAUCGUGGGCUAUUCAGUCCAUAAACCCCUGCAAUGCCAGCUGUGGUCAUGCUGUAGUACUAUAGCAAGGUGUCUGGAUAGAAUGUUGCAGUAAUUAUUAUAAUUAUUAAUGUUGCAGUAAUGUUCCAUGUUCUAUACUCUGUGAUUCCGGACAUGAAGUUAAUGAUCUCCCCUUGUCUCUCUUUGUAUCUUCCUCCUUCCAUCUCCAUUCAUUCCCACCACUUGUUCCACCUCAUCCACAAUGUCUCAUCUUCUAUGUUAUUAAUAAUCUGGUCCAUCCACUGAUCAUUACCAUCUCCCACAUACUGUCACCCAUUGCAUGUCUCCCACACUUCUCCUUUCCUCCACAUUUCCAUGCCACCUCAUGUCCAGGUCUGGUUCCAGAACCGCAGGGCCAAAUUUAGGAAGCAGGAGAGGGCGGCAGCUGCAGCGGCAGCCGCGGCAAAGAACGGCUCCUCCAGCAAGAAAUCGGACUCCUCCAGAGACGACGAAAGCAAAGAUAACAAGAGUACCGACCCUGACAGCACCGGCGGACCGGGCAGCAACCCCAACCCCACCCCGAGCUGCGGCGGAGGACCCAGUCCCGUGGGGGGCCAAGCCAAUGGGGUUCCACAAGAGCAAGUCAAAGGAGGAGUGCAGGGGGCUGGGGGCCUGUCUUCAGCAUCAGUGGUUGGGGGCACAGGAGGGGCACAAGGCUGGGCCACGGGUCCUGGUGGCACCAUCACCUCCAUCCCUGACUCCUUGGGAGGGCCCUUUGCCAGUGUGUUAUCUUCUCUGCAAAGACCCAACAGCACCAAAGCCACUCUAGUGAAGAGUAUGUUCUGAACUGAGCCCAUUCCCCUGCCCUGUCAUUAUUACUAGACAUGCCCUCUGCCAUGCCAGCUGCUGACCUCUUAUUCUUAGUGACAACUCUCCCAAUUUUAAUGACAUGGGACAGGCAUCACCCUCAGCCACCAGAAGAUAAGGACUUCUCGGAAGUCUUCCACCCAACACCUUAGAAGGUGGAAGUAGGACCUCAUCUGGGAGGGUGGUGGUAUUUCUGGACUUCAGAUGUGGGACUUGUUCACCCAGAGCUGCUCCAGGGGUAGGAGCAAGUGUGUAGCUCCAGUAGAAAGCACCCAAACAAGUGACUGGUACCUGCUAGAUCAAACACUGGUGCAAGAAUCAGAACCAUCCAUACAGACCCUGCCCACCCACUUCUACCACCUACACCUCUUCCUGCCAACUCAGCCAUGGCUUUACCUGGACAGAUUAAUUGACCUUUUCACUUUCCAGUGGACACUGCCAGCCAACCAAGGGGGGGAAGGAUAGAACUCUUCAUAAAAUAAAUAAUAAUUCUCCUCCAGUUAAACCUUUUUAUUUAAUAUUUCUCACAAUGCUACUGUAAACAAAAUCAGAUGGCCAACAGAAAUACUAUAUAUUAGUUCUCUUUAUGAAUUGUUGGGAAGAUGGGGGAGAAAAGAAAAACAAUUUUCUCACUAAUUUGCACUGUGUUGCAGGGUCUAUUUUAUUAUUACACGAUGUAUACAUAUGGUAUGGGUGUAAUAAUGUAUUUAUUACAUUGUUUCAGCAACAUAAACUUUUUUUGUUUUAUUUUCAUUUUUUAAGGCACAAAAAUCUAGAUAUUAGUUGGAUGUUGAAGGUAUGCUCUCCCCUUUGUGUGUCUUUUUACAGCCUUGUUAUGUGACAGUUGUAUAGUGUUAAUAUAAGUACACUUGUCUAUUAAAUAGUUAAAAGUAAAUAAUGUUCAACCCUUAGUCUAUGCCCUGUCUCCAUGGAAAAAAAGGUAAGGAUCUUACGGGUUCUGUUCAUUGUUUGUUCGUUACUCUAUUUUAUUUUUUGUUUGUAUGUUUGUUUUUGUUUAGAGAGAGUGGAAUUCACUAUAUAUUUUUGUUACAAUUUGCAUGGGGACCCAUCGCUUUCGGUUGGAACACCCUGUGGGCUUAGUCACAAGUAUUCAUUCUGUUCAGGAUCCCCCCCCCUUUCCCCAAUUAUUUAUAUGUUGUUAUUAUGAAUGCUUCUAUUUAAAAGGGAUCAAUUUCUACAUGUGCGUUUCGUUUUCCAAGAGUGUGC
Pelobates cultripes (western spadefoot toad) is the source of this 4172-nucleotide messenger RNA. Lineage: Eukaryota; Metazoa; Chordata; Amphibia; Anura; Pelobatidae. The record is from the annotation of a GenBank genome assembly.